Nomascus leucogenys (northern white-cheeked gibbon) is the source of this 1016-nucleotide messenger RNA. It is a transcript of the gene SMIM34, whose product is annotated as small integral membrane protein 34A. NCBI's taxonomy places the organism in Eukaryota, Metazoa, Chordata, Mammalia, Primates, Hylobatidae. The record is from RefSeq and is a predicted model, not a curated record. The annotation marks the transcript as partial. The transcript has a single exon.
AUCUCAUCCGGACCUCUCUGUUUCUCAGGGGCCAAGUGGACUCCCCAUGAAGCCUCCAACCAGACCCAGGCCAGCACCCUCCUGGGGCUCCUGCUGGGUGACCACACAGAGGGGAGGAAUGACACCAACUCCACCAGGGCUCUGAAGGUGCCAGACGGAACUAGCGCUGCCUGGUAUAUCCUCACCAUCAUCGGCAUCUACGCGGUGAUUUUCGUUUUCCGGCUGGCCAGCAACAUCCUCAGAAAGAAUGACAAGUCCUUAGAAGAUGUUUAUUACUCAAAUCUGACUUCUGAACUCAAAAUGAAAGGGCUCCAGGGCAAGGUCGCCAAGUGCUCCACACUGACUAUCAGCAACAGAGCUGUGCUGCAGCCCUGCCAGGCCCACGUGGGGGCAAAGGGCGGGAGCAGCGGGCCCCAAACCGCAACCCCAGAGACCCCCUGAGAGUCAAGGCCAGGAGGCCUUCCCCAGGGUGGCCCCAGACUUCUUGGAGGGGAGCAGCUUUGGGUUUACUUGGAGCCCUUGAGGGGGACUGGGGGUGCAUCGCUGACAAGGGGUGCUUCUGGCUGCUAGUUUGUGACCAGAGCCAGCAACCCAGUUCCUCCUCAGGCUUCCAGGUGCUUCGAGAAGAGAGAGCGGGGCAGCGGUUUCUAGCCAAAUUCAAUCUUCACUGGCAAAGCCUGUGCUCUGGGGAGGAGCACUGUCCACUGUUCUCGGAGGAAUCCGGGAGACUCCUGGGGGCAUACAAGGAGGUGACCCCUUGUCAUGGAAAGAAGAGUGAACUUGGAGUCGGUCCUGAGUUAAAAUUCAACUUCUGGAGAGUCACAUAAACUGAGCAGCUAGUUGCUCACCUGAGACAUCUAGGGUUUGGAGACAGAUGGUUUUAAAAGGCUAUUUUAUUUCAAAGACUCUGGCUUGAAUAUAGGACCAAAGUUGUUAAUAUCAGAAGUUGGAAAUUCUUCAUUUUCAUUGAAAGAAUUAGGUACGUCAAAAAAAGCACUGGAGCUGGGUGUGGUGGC